AAAGCCAAUACUCGCAGUAACGUGAAUUAGCAGCAUUAUUUACCGGGCACGCGCAUUUCCUGGACACCCGCCGUGUCUGUACACCGUAGUUCCGUGGUUUCAUUGAGACAUGUACAGACAAGCCAUAUAGGCAUUGCUCUGUGGAGUGAGCCUCCCCUAUUUUGGAAGUGGUACAUUCUUCCUCCAGCUGACCGGCCUGGAAUCACGGUUAGGAUCCUCGGACCGGUCGUCACCGGAGUGUCCUCUCUCCCCGGUGCAUUGUAAUAGAGGGCCCCGGACAGGCGUGGGGAUUCCCGCAGCAGAGUGCAGUCCCGGGAUUUGUGUGGGAGUGAGAGGCCCAGGCCCGCAGUCAGCACACGGCUCUCCUCAGGCCUUCUGCCCGGAUUUAAGGUUCAGCCCCCCUGGACCGUCAGGCUUCCCCAGGAUACACAGCUCAGUUCCGCGGACCUUCUACCCCUCAGCCAUGGGAGACGCUGGCAGUGAGCGCAGUAACCCACCCAGCCUGCCCCCGCGCUGCCCCUGCGGAUUCUGGGGAGACACUGAUGGUGAAAAUAAAUACAGGUCCAGUAAGACGAUGAACCUUUGUUCUAAAUGUUUUGCUGAUUUCCAAAAGAAGCAGCCAGAUGAGGACUCCUCCCCCAGCACAAGCAGCAGCCAAUCAGAUAUGUUCCCCAGUGAGACAAAUAGUGACAACGAAAAUACCUCGAUACCCACGCCGACUGUUACCCCUACGCAACCCAUCCUGACAGACCUGAAUGUAGCUUCUCCCAGCAAAGAGGAAUGUGGGCCCUGCACAGAUACAGCUCACGUCUCACUAACCACACCAACCAAAAGAUCCUGCGACUCAGAUUCUCAGUCAGAGGACGAUGUCUCACCCAUGAAACGACCUCGGCUACUAGACAGCGGGGACAGUAGCAGCCGAUCCAAACAGAAGAGCCGUCGCCGCUGCUUCCGCUGCCAAAUAAAACUGGAGCUAGUACAGCAAGAACUGGGAUCAUGUCGCUGCGGUUACGUGUUCUGUAUGUUACACCGUCUCCCUGAACAGCACGACUGCACGUUUGACCACAUGGGCCGUGGUCGCGAGGAGGCUAUUAUGAAAAUGGUGAAACUAGACCGGAAAGUUGGCAGGUCCUGCCAGCGCAUUGGCGAGGGCUGCUCCUGAGUACCACAAUCUCCUACCAAAUGCCGUUUCUCUUAGUUCACUAAUGUUAGCCUUAUUUAGGACAAAGUCAACCAGACUCUCACUACUGGGCAACUCUCAGACUACAGCCAAUCAGGUUUUGUUUUUUUCUGAAGACGUUCAGGUACUUUAAAUAAAUAAAUAAAUAAAUAAAUAAGGCUGGUAGUGGAUGACUGUUGGCCAAGCAGUACAUGGCUAUUAGCUGUUGUCAAAAGAACACCAGAAACAUAUUUUGGAGUAAUUUAAUUUUGUAUAUGUUUUUUUCUGUUUCACUGCAAAAUAUGAAAUUCCAAUAUCCAUGUGGUUAUGUAAUUAUAUCCUCACUUUCACUCCUUGUUUGAUGUAGCCCAAACCAAUAAAUUAUUCAAAUAAAAGGCUCUGUUGCAGAAUCUUUUCACCCCAAAGAUCAUUUAAGUUUUUGUUUUUUCCUCUCAGUUGCUGGUGCCGAUUUUGAUAAUCAAGUGUGUCAAAGUAGGAGCUAUCUCAAUAGUAUCAUGGUUUUAAUUGGAAAGAGCACCUUCCCAGUUUCUAAUCAGGUUUUUUUUUUUUUAAUUGUAUUAAAAAAAAUGUAUCUAAUUAGUAUUUGCAUCACUUCAAUUUUUUAUACGCACCUUAGCUAAUAGCAGUGCUCAUAUCACCUAAUCCCACCAGCCUUAACCUGAUUGGCUUUUGUUUGCAAUUUGCUGGGUGAUGGUCUUUCUAGUCAAAUAAGGCUAAGUUACAGCACAGUAGCCACGGCUGGAUUCUACGGACCGACUUUCUGUAGCUAAACAUAUAUUUGGGGGAAAAGGACUUUUUUGUAGCAAACUGAGCUCAGUAACAGUAUUGAGGAACAACCAGGGAAAGCUCCAAUUUUCAACUUGAUUUCUGUAACCUCCAAAGUGUUUCCUAGUCUGUCAAAAAAGGGCUACUCAGCCUUGUUUCUAUGCAGCCGAGGGGGGAGGGAGAUUUGAUAGAGGUUCAUACUAUCUACUUAUGAGUGUUUGGAACACAAUGGCUGAAACAUGCAGUGAUCCCAGAUCAUGUAAAGCAAAAGCAGAAAUCUUUUAUAUAGCCCAGGAUACCUCCUCGUGUUGGGUUAUUUAACUGGGGAAUAUAGGAGAAGAUUUUAUCAGUAAAUUACAGGGGAUAUUUUAUAUAGGACAUGCAUUAAAUAGUUCCUUAAGGAGUACAGUGUAUUUAUGUGUCACUUCCAUUACAGUAGCGAUCAUCCUGUCCGUUGUCGUAAAAGUCUCAUUGGAGUUUGUUUAGAUCUAAUACUAUUACACAAAGAAACUACUCAGUUCCCAUCAUCCAAUCACAGCACUUUAAACAAGCAGAAAGGUAGUUACUGAUUCUUUUUAUCUGAAAUCUUUGUAAAAACAAAAUGUUACUCUUUACCAAAUGGAUACACAACAAACCGAUAUACAUUUUUAUUAGCUGAAUGGUUUGAGCAACUAAACAAGGCUUUGUUUUAAUGGCACAAAGCCUUCUCUUUGUUUUAUAGUGGAAAUCUCAGAAAUAUUGCACCCAUGCCGUUAACAGUGGUCCAAGGACCAACUUUCAUUGGUCAUUACACACAAACACAAAGACCUUAAUCAUGUAAAAUAUGUCAACAAGUAGAUAAUGUUCAAUGUUCUCCAUUAUUGAGAGGAUGUUGCAACCAAAAUGUGUCACCUGAUUAGCAUUGUAUUCUGUGCUACUGUAAAUGUAUUAAACAAAUGUCUAGCCUGUAGUUUUUUUUUUCAGGAAUUCCAUUAAGAGCAAAAGAAAGUCUAGGUAUUAUCUUUAAUUGCCCAUUUUUCAAAUUCCACAAUGUGCAGCGUAGGUUACAGUUAUCUCUGUCCAUGAAAACCUAACACAAAGACAAACUUUGAAUUAAUAAUAAAUGACUGUUACUCAUUUUCCAUUAUGGUGAACUUGCAAAUAGUUAAAAGUUGACUAGAGAAAAGCAAGAUUCUGAAUGUAUUUGUGAGAUACGAACAGUUUGCAAAUCACUGGGGGUUGUUCCUUUGCAGUAUCUGUUCUGUGAAGUUUGUUAAACAUUUGGAAACAUUUAAGUUCUUGUAUCUUAAAAGAAUCAAAAUCUUAUUUAACCAUUUUGUGUUCUAGAUUUACUUAACACAUUUAGCCUAGAUAUGUUUUAGUUUAAAAUUGUACAAAUUAAAAAAAAAGAAUCUUGUAACUUUAUUCCUUCCCCCUCCUUCCUGCUGAAAAAGAAACAUUAAACCAAUCAGAAUAAA
This is a messenger RNA of Bombina bombina (fire-bellied toad), 3402 nucleotides long. It is a transcript of the gene ZFAND3, whose product is annotated as zinc finger AN1-type containing 3. Bases 464 to 1162 code for a protein of 232 amino acids. The record is from RefSeq and is a predicted model, not a curated record. NCBI's taxonomy places the organism in Eukaryota, Metazoa, Chordata, Amphibia, Anura, Bombinatoridae. The transcript is spliced from 7 exons. Gene Ontology annotation, molecular function: DNA binding; zinc ion binding.